Suncus etruscus (white-toothed pygmy shrew) is the source of this 688-nucleotide messenger RNA. It is a transcript of the gene NDUFB9, whose product is annotated as NADH:ubiquinone oxidoreductase subunit B9. Lineage: Eukaryota; Metazoa; Chordata; Mammalia; Eulipotyphla; Soricidae. The transcript has 4 exons. The record is from RefSeq and is a predicted model, not a curated record. Bases 50 to 589 code for a protein of 179 amino acids. Gene Ontology annotation, biological process: mitochondrial electron transport, NADH to ubiquinone.
CUCUUUUUUUCCCAGCAGUGCCCCGCGGCGGCCAAGGUGAGCGGGCGCCAUGGCCUUCUCGGCGCCGGCGGCGUACCUGACCCACCAGCAGAAGGUCCUGCGGCUCUACAAACGGGCGCUGCGCCACCUGGAGUCGUGGUGCAUCCACAGGGAUAAGUACCGGUACUUUGCGUGUCUGAUGAGGGCUCGGUUUGACGAACAUAAGAAUGAAAAGGACAUGAUGAAGGCCACCCAGCUGCUUCGGGAGGCGGAGGAGGAGUUCUGGUACCGACAGCACCCGCAGCCCUACAUCUUUCCUGACUCACCUGGGGGCACCUCGUAUGAGAGAUAUGAGUGUUACAAGGUUCCCGAAUGGUGCUUAGAUGACUGGCACCCCUCAGAGAAGGCCAUGUACCCUGACUAUUUUGCCAAGAGAGAACAAUGGAAGAAAUUGCGCAGAGAAAGCUGGGAACGCGAAGUCAAGCAACUACGUGAGGAAACCCCACCGGGCGGUCCCAAAACGGAAGCUUUGCCCCCAGCUCGGAAGGAAGGAGACCUGCCUCCAUUGUGGUGGCACAUUGUCACCAGGCCCCGGGAGCGACCCAUGUAGAGGAAGAAGACGGCGCCUUGCUCCUCAAUUUGGCAAGUGAAAUGAGCUGCAGAACCUAUAUACACACUUGCCCUAAUAAAAAUUAUCCAGUGUGGUCCA